CAAAUAAAAAAGGUAACUUAAUAAAUUGACUUUUAAAUAUUUUUAAAAUUAUAUGCAGGGCUCUUUCAAAAGACCAGAUCAAGACUAAUGGUGCUCCGUCAAGGCUAUUUAAAAAUGCAACGAAAAUGAAAAUUGUUGAUAUUUUGCAAGCUUCACAAGACUCAUCAAAGGCACAAUAUGGCUGCUUUAUUGGAAAAAUAAGUAAUAUCUUAAAUAGACAUGAGGCUUGGUACUACUCAUGCACAGGCUGCAAUAAAAAAGUAGACAAAACUAUUUACGACAAAUGUCAAAAUUGUCAAAAAAACAAUGAAGAUAGUAUACCAAGAUAUGUUGUUAAAAUCAUCGUGGAAGACGAAACAGACACUGCAAGAGUCACACUUUUUGACGCAGCACAAACAUUGAUAGGAUGCGAUGCUAAAAAAUUCAUGGAUGAUAUAAAAGAGAAAAAUAAUCAGAGUUCAUUGUUUCAAAAGUUUGUUCUCAACAUCGGAAAGACAUACAAGUUCCUUGUAAAGUUGGAUGAGAAGUCAAAGGAUGAACGUGCACAAGGAAAGAUAAUAGCACAAGAAAUUCAAAUCCAAGAAGACAUCACAAUUAACAUUGAUGAUGAUGAUUCAUUUCUCGAUUUACCAAGAAAGAAGAUAAAGGUGGAGAAGGAUUGAUCAUGGGCCCACAAAAUUUAAACUUGAAUGAUUUUUAAUUUUUAUUACAUUUACAAAGUGGUUAAAGGAUUUUAAAUGUGCUUUUCAUAAGCUUUUAAGUUUAUUAAUUGAUGAAUUUAAUUUGUUAGGAAAAUUUAUGAUUUAUACUCAUAUGCUCAUAUAGUUGUUUGAUAACUUUUGCAUGCUUUGAUUGUUAUUGCAAUUAUUUACUUUAA
Molecule: messenger RNA, 877 nt
Organism: Asparagus officinalis (garden asparagus)
Lineage: Eukaryota; Viridiplantae; Streptophyta; Magnoliopsida; Asparagales; Asparagaceae
Product: replication protein A 70 kDa DNA-binding subunit B-like
Exons: 4
Coding region: 126-662 (178 amino acids)
Source: RefSeq, a predicted model, not a curated record